GCUGUCGGCAUCAUCCAGCUUGGAGACGAGCCGCUCGGAGAACAGUCGAGAACAACGUGGAUCAGAAACCAUGCCGCGUGUUUAUAUCGGAAGACUGAGCUAUCAUGUCCGCGAAAAAGAUAUCCAGCGAUUUUUUAGCGGAUACGGAAAGCUUAUGGAAAUCGACUUGAAAAAUGGCUAUGGAUUCGUGGAGUUCGAGGACAACCGGGACGCCGACGAUGCUGUGUACGAGCUGAACGGGAAGGAGCUGUGCGGGGAGCGAGUGAUCGUGGAGCAUGCCCGCGGGCCGCGGAGAGACCGAGAUGGCUACGGUGGGGGUUACUGGGGUGGUGGGCGCAGUAGCGGUUACAGCAGCCGAAGCCGCUCUGGCAGGGAUAAGUAUGGGCCUCCAGUCCGUACUGAGUACCGUCUUGUCGUGGAGAACUUGUCCAGCCGCUGCAGUUGGCAGGACCUCAAGGACUUCAUGCGCCAAGCAGGAGAGGUUACUUAUGCAGAUGCCCACAAGGAACGCACAAAUGAGGGUGUGAUCGAGUUUCGGUCCCACUCUGACAUGAAGAGGGCCAUUGACAAGCUGGAUGGUACAGACAUUAAUGGACGGAAGAUUCGCCUGGUGGAGGACCGACCUCGCAAACGAAGGUCUUACUCUGGCAGCCGCUCUAGAUCUCGUAGUCGCCGCCGCUCCCGCAGCAGGAGCCGCAGAAGCAGGAGCUCCAGGAGUCGCUCCAGAUCUCACUCCAGGUCUCGUUCCCACAGCAACAAGAGACGUCGCCACUCCCGCUCUAGAUCUGGAAGGAAGUCUCGCUCCAAGUCAGGAGACAGCAAAUCACGAUCUCGCAACCGCAGGUCCCGUUCUGGCUCCCACAAAUCUAAAUCUCGUUCACGCUCCCGCAAAUCCAUGUCCCAUUCAGCUGACAGGAAAUCCAAAUCCCGUUCAAAGAGUCGCUCAAAGGUAAAGUCAGAGCGGGAUUCUCGCAGCCGAUCCAAGGAGAUGUGUGUUGAUAAGAAGUCCCGCAGUCGUUCGGCUUCUCCAGUGGAGAACGGAAAUGAGGAACGUGUCGCCAAGUCUCCCUCGCGCUCCCCGUCCCCACAUGAGGAUGACCGCCGGUCCAAGUCCAGGGAGAAGCGCUCAGCCUCCCGCUCAAAGUCCCGCUCAAGGUCUCGCUCACGGUCUAGAUCAGCUUCUCAGGAUUAGUGGAAUUAGAAAAGGGUGGCAUUUCUCUCAUUGAGCUUGAUCCCUAUGCUGUACAUAAUCAGCGGUGUUGUCAUACUGGCUUUAUGCUUCAUGGUUUGUCUACUUUUCUCCUUCAGUCGUGCACUUGUCCUAAACAUUUUAGCUGCAGUUUUAUUAGAGGACGCUCCAUGGUGACUGGACUACUUUUAGGUCUCUAAAUCAUCUGCCUUCCAAAAAUUUAAACAUUGUCUCAAUUAUUUUCUUUCUAAAUUUGAAGUGAUAAUCUUAAGAGCUGCAAAGUUCAUGGUUCAAGUCACUUUGUGACUUUUUCGAAAAGUUUCAACUUGAUUGGUAAACUGUAGGUUAGUCCCACCAGUUUGUUUUAAUCAAAAUAUGUAUAGCUUUGCAAAUAUUAAGUUGUCUAUAUUUUACUUUAUAAUAGUCACAUCACAGUUUGCAAGAGUUAGUUGUUUAGUUGGUAGAUCAAUACAAUUUACAAGCACUGUAAUUGCCCUCAGACCAUGAACGGCUGGAGCGUCCAUUAGGCAUUGUUUGAUGCAAAUUUUUUGUCUUGUGCAUUCAAACUGCAUGGUUGUGGGAGAAAAGUAGUAUUUGGUUACAGAUUGAAGCAGUUUCCCUUUUGAGCUGCAGUCUAGAUGCUUUCUCAAGGAAUUGGCCAAUCUUGGUGUUGCCUUGCGCCACUCAAAAUGCACAACUGGGAUGUAAGAACUUGUACUGAAGGAACAGCAUAUUUCCAGGAAAAAAAACAAAAACAAGGGUUUGUAUUUCAUGUUUUGAAAACUUGCAUUAUAGGUGGGUUAUCCCUUUUUAACCUCUUGUACAUAGACCGUGUGAUCAGCAUCAAGAACUUAUUUCUUAAUUUUUGUUGCUAUGAUGUCAACUAUUUCCUUUCCUGUAUCUUUGAGCAGGUAAUCUGCAAAAGACCUUUUUGCUCUGAAUUUGUUUGCCUAGAGCUUUGUGGCCUCUGAUGCAAUGUCCCGAUUUUCGUGCAUUUUGCUUAAUUCUAAAUGCAGCCCUGAUGAAGUCCUUUUUCAAUUUGUAUUUCAUCUUUUUUUUUUCUCUGCGUGUCUAUUCCCAGGGUUAAGGUUUUUGUCAAGUCUCUGCUUAUUUAAAGUGUGCAGCCAGUGCUGGAGUUUUUGUACUUGAAAGGAACAUCAUUCAAAUCUCUCGAGGGUCUGUUUGUGGGUUUAUAACAAUCAGACUUACUGAACGCACCCCCAUCUCCCCAUCUUGUGGAACAGAUUCAUAGUAUUUUUUUUCUUCAUGCGAAUGAGAUCUAACAAAUGUCCUUUUUUUAUUGUAUGUUCAAUUAAAGAUCUUAAUGAAAAAUA
This is a messenger RNA of Centropristis striata (black sea bass), 2523 nucleotides long. Its product is annotated as serine/arginine-rich splicing factor 6-like. Gene Ontology annotation, molecular function: mRNA binding. NCBI's taxonomy places the organism in Eukaryota, Metazoa, Chordata, Actinopteri, Perciformes, Serranidae. Gene Ontology annotation, biological process: alternative mRNA splicing, via spliceosome; mRNA splice site recognition. The transcript has 6 exons. The record is from RefSeq and is a predicted model, not a curated record. The coding region runs from base 71 to 1192 and encodes 373 amino acids. Gene Ontology annotation, cellular component: ribonucleoprotein complex; nucleus; cytoplasm.